UUUUAACUCUCCUGUCUCAAACUUGAAGAUUGGCGGUGCCAGCUUUCAUGCAGUUUCUUCCUCUCCUUUCUUUUUACCGGCGACUGAGUAAAGAAAAGAAAAAUGCCUUUUAAUUUUUAUCUUGCACACAACUGGGGCGACUAUCCCGAGAGCUUCUGUCAAAUACAUGCUUUAAAGAAACUGUGUAAUGGUCGUUAGUGAAACUUCUGAAACAACUGCAGUAACACCACUGGACACACACAUGGACUCGCUGGAACAUCCCAUGCUACAAUCUCAUGGCAAAGGAGCAAGAAGAAAAGGUCGAUUUAAAGGUUCAGAUGGCAGCACCUCUUCUGACACCACAACCAACAGCCUUGUUCGACAGGGUUCGGCCGACUCCUACACCAGCCGUCCAUCAGACUCCGAUGUGUCCCUGGAGGAGGAUAAGGAGGCAGUGCGCAGAGAGGCAGAGCGACAGGCUCAGGCACAGCUCGACAAGGCCAAGACCAAACCAGUUGCAUUUGCUGUUCGCACAAAUGUCAACUACAGCCCGAAUCACGAUGAUGACGUUCCCGUACCAGGCAUGGCCAUCUCCUUUGAGGCUAAAGACUUCCUCCAUGUCAAAGAGAAAUUCAACAACGACUGGUGGAUAGGACGCCUGGUAAAGGAAGGCUGUGAAAUCGGUUUCAUUCCCAGUCCAGUGAAGAUAGAAAACACUCGCAUCCUCCAGGAGCAGAGAGCCAAACAGGGAAAAUUCCACUCCAGUAAAUUGGGAGCAAACUCUUCUUCUAGUUUAGGUGAAGUGGUUCCUAACUCUCGGAAAUCUACUCCUCCUUCUUCUGCCAUUGACAUAGAUGCCACAGACUUAGACCCUGAGGACAAUGAGCUUCCAGUCAACCUGCGCUCCCCUAAAGCCAGUCCAAACACUGUCAUGUCACCCCUAGCAAAAGAAAAACGAAUGCCUUUCUUUAAGAAGACGGAACACAUUCCUCCGUACGACGUUGUGCCUUCUAUGCGGCCUGUGGUUCUGGUUGGACCAUCACUGAAGGGCUACGAGGUUACAGACAUGAUGCAAAAAGCACUGUUUGACUUUUUGAAACACAGAUUCGAGGGACGAAUAUCAAUCACUCGCGUCACGGCGGACAUUUCUCUUGCCAAGCGCUCUGUCCUGAACAAUCCCAGCAAGCACGCCAUCAUCGAACGCUCCAACACACGCUCCAACCUGGCUGAAGUCCAGAGUGAGAUAGAGCGCAUUUUCGAACUGGCCCGGACGUUACAGCUGGUUGUUCUGGACGCUGACACCAUCAACCACCCGUCACAGCUGGGGAAGACAUCACUCGCCCCUAUCAUUGUCUACGUAAAGAUUACCUCUCCAAAGGUGCUGCAGAGGCUCAUCAAGUCCCGAGGCAAGUCUCAGGCCAAACACCUCAACGUCCAGAUGGUGGCUGCAGACAAACUGGCUCAGUGCCCUCCUGAGAUGUUUGACAUCAUCCUUGAUGAGAACCAGCUGGAGGAUGCAUGUGAGCAUAUGGCUGACUACCUGGAGGCCUACUGGAAAAGCACUCACCCCACCAGCAGCAGCCCCCCCGACCCAGUGCUAACAAACCUGCCCACAGCCGCCCUGCCUUCCAGUCAAGCCCCGGUCUCAGGCGGGCAGGGUGGCAGUGCAGAGCAGAGAGGAGACAGAGCAAUAGAGGAGAGGAAGAACUCCAGAGAGGAUCACCAGCACCACCACCACCAUCACCACCACCACCACCAGAGCCAGGACCAGGCUGAUGCAGACAUUGAGGCAGAGGGGGAGGGAAAUGAGGAGGAGAGGCCUCUGAGGACUGAAACCUCCAGGAGAGCCCAGCACAUCCACCACCGUUCAUCUUCCACCAGGACUGAACACCACAACCACCAUCACCACCACCACCAUCAUAGCAGUCGAGCCCGGGGUCUCUCCCGGCAGGAGACUUUGGACUCUGAGACCCCCGAGAGCAGAGAGAGCCGGGAGAGCAAGGACUCGGCUUAUAACGAGCCACGCACUCAGCUCCUGCACCAGGAAGAAGAGGAGGAGGAAGAAGAGGAGGACGAGGAUCUAGGGGAGGGGCAUCCCCAGCAGCAACAGCGUUAUGAGCCACUGCCCCACCGGGACCACAACCACCAUCACCACCACCACCAUCACCGUGGUGGAGCGGAUGAGGCCGGCCACAGCACGGGGCACCACCGCUCGAAGGAGCGCGAGCAGGACCGUAAUGAACGGAACAAGCAGCGCAUCCACCACCACCGGCCUGCACGUGACCACCACCACCACUAUUAUGACCGGGACAGAGACAGGGACCGAGAGGGAGAGGUGGCUCCCAAAAAAAGGGGUGACACAGGAGAGUGGGCCAGAGACUCGUACAUACACCAGUGACGGACCAAAUCCCUCCUGAAGUUCAUUUGGACUCCCCUCUUAAAGACCAUUUUGUUCUCCCAUUGUGCUGCUACACCCUGAAACCACAGCAUCCUAUUUAUGUACACGUCCUUUGUAAAUGCUGUUGCAUCUUUUUCAAUGGCAAGAUUUUGAUUACAUAGAUACAAAUAUAAAUAUAUAAAUAUAUGUAUGUGUGUAUCUAUGCAUAGACGUUGUUUAUGUGUGGAUAUGCAUGAAUAUUCUUAAAUAUGCAUAUUUUAAACCUGUGUUUGAUAAAGCAUGACAAAGAAGCAGAAUUUUUUUCUGUUCUGAGCUGUGCUUUCUGUGAUUAGCAUUUUUAAUUUUUGGCUUGCAACCACUUGAAUUAUUAGUUUCUUCAGACUACUAUUAGGGUUGACUGCAAUGGUUGACUAACAAAGUUGAUUUGAUGCUAUUUAUGCAGGUUUAUAAUCUAAAAGUACACUUUGGCAAUUUGGGAAAUGCGCAUAUUCUCGCAAAGUGUGAUAUGAAGUUGCCAGUUCACAAGUUCACAUAAUUUAUCCUGCACCAUAUUCAUUUCAAAUAGCAAAGGUCAUGAACAAAAAGAAUUAUAGUUUAUCUCUUUAUCAAGUUAUCAGCUCCCAAAUCCACCGUUGACAGGAAAAGUUCUUGGGGAUCUCUUUUAUGGUCAAACAACAUAUUUGAAGACUCGUUAGGUACUUCAAGUAACAACUCAACACAAAUAUUCUAACCAGGUCAUAGCUAACAUUACUGCCAGAUAAUUAAAGCUAUUUUAGCAUACUUUAUUUUCUGGGCUUUGAGCUAAUCAACACUAAUAAACAGGCUAUAGAGUUGGUAAGCUACCUCUACAUUUAGCUAAUUUACAUUAAGGUGAGCAAGCUAAUGUCAAAGUUUGAGUUGAGUAAGGUAGUCUGCAUUGGCUACCAAGCUAGUAUUACAGUUCAGUUGCUCAAACUACAGUUGGUUUACAUUAUAUCUAAGCUAAUUUUACAGUUAGCUAGUUCACAGAAGACUAAGAAAAUUUGCAUUGCAGUUAGCAAGCUUAUUAUUUUUGCUGGCUUUAUUAAGCUUGUUCACAUUAUGUCUUUGAAGUUAAUAUUACACUUGUUUUAUUAUAUUAUAAUUAAACUAAUAUUACAGUUUACUUCAGACCACAGUUUACUAUUUUACAUCACACUUCAUAGGCUGUUGUUACAGUUAGCAAGCUUAUAUCUGUUUGCUGGCUUGCACGAUCGUGAGCUAGUUACAGUUACCAAGCUAAAAUUGCACUUAGCUGACUCACACUACAGUUAGCUAGUUAACUUUACAGCUGCCAAGUUAAUGUUAUAUUAAGUUUACUCAAACUAUAGUUAGCUAGUUUACAUUACUGUUGACAAGCUAAUAUUACACUCACACGACAUGUAGGUAGUUUAUGUUACAAAAGCUAAGACCUUUUUGCUGGCUUCCACUACAGCUAGCUAGUCAGCGUUACAGCGACCAAGCUAAUAUUUCAUUUUACAGCUACCAAGUUAAUAUUUUAUUUAUUUGGCUCACACUGUUGUUAGCUAGUUUACAUUAAGUUAAUAUUACAUUUAGCUAACUAAUAUCUUUUUGCUGACUUGUACUACAUUUAUCUGGGUAACAAUACAGUAACUAAGCUAAUAUUACAGUUAACUUGCACAAACUACAGUAAGCUUGUUUCAAAAAAAGCUUCCAAGCUACAUUUAGUUGGCCCGCACUGUAGUUAGCUAGUUUAGUGUUAAAUGUUUAGCAAGCACAUAUUCCAGUUAACUACCUCACACCACAGUUAGCAUGUUAACAGUACAGCAAGCUACUGCUACUGUUAGCUGGCUUACAUUACAGUUAAACAUUACAGUUACUAAGCUAUUGGAGUUAGCUUGUUUAUUUAUAUAUUUAAUGAGCCUUUUACAGUCAUCAGUUUACCUAGCAGUAAUGUUAGCUAUGAUGUGGAAGAGUAACAACCCAGUACUAUCUUAAUAACUAAGAUUAUCAUGCAUUUUUUUCCUACAAGAAUCCCUGGUGAACCUUAUAAACUGGCAACUGAGUUAAGGGAAAUAGAUUAUUCCACUCAUGUUUUCAUGGCUAAUAUAAAGCUACAGCUAGCAGCAGGUUAGCUCAGUUGAGACAGGAACCAACUAGUAAGACUUGAGGUCAAGCAAAUCUAUAUAGCAGCAGUUCUGAUGCUCACUCAACCCUACAGAGAAAUGAUUUGUAUCUUAGGUCAGUCCUUACAAACAUUUGAAAUGAUUUGUUUCAGAAAGGAUUACAUUACAUUAACUGUUUUAAUUGGCUGUGCAUGCUUAAUAUUUUGCAGGAAAACUAAUCAAGUCUUAGCAGUUUAGCCAAGGCAAAGACAGUAAGCAUGUUCUUCAAAGUUUCAGACUACAUUUAUUUAGAUUGUAAAUUAGUUCAGGUUACAACCAUUGUUUGUGGUUUCAGAAUAUUUGGACCUCCUUUGUGGUGCACCUUAGUCUUACUUUACAGGACAAUUCAAAAUAUUUGCUCUCCUACAUGCAGAACUGUUGUCUUUUUGAUGGCCAAGAAACAUUUUAUAAAACUAAAACACCCGUUAUACUGCACUUUUACUGAUUCACACAAGUUUCAAAUGAAAUAUUUGAUAAGACUUUGAAACUAACUGUAGCUCUUUCAAACAAAACUCCAGGUUUGUCUUUUAUGAAAUUUCUCAUGAUUGUUGUAAAGUCACACUUUUCUCCCA
This is a messenger RNA of Cheilinus undulatus (humphead wrasse), 5093 nucleotides long. RefSeq names its product calcium channel, voltage-dependent, beta 2a (gene cacnb2a). The transcript is spliced from 14 exons. Gene Ontology annotation, molecular function: protein binding; high voltage-gated calcium channel activity. Lineage: Eukaryota; Metazoa; Chordata; Actinopteri; Labriformes; Labridae. Bases 188 to 2377 code for a protein of 729 amino acids. Gene Ontology annotation, biological process: calcium ion transmembrane transport; neuromuscular junction development; regulation of voltage-gated calcium channel activity. Gene Ontology annotation, cellular component: voltage-gated calcium channel complex. The record is from RefSeq and is a predicted model, not a curated record.